AUGUACAUCGGAGUGAUGCUCAACGUGUGGCUCUACGGUUUCUCGAUCGUACAAGCCUACAUCUACUAUGUCAACUUCAAGAACGACAAGCCUUUCAUGAGGUACUUCGUGCUCUUCCUCAUGCUCGCCGAUACCAUCAACGCCGUGUUCGACCAGGUGUUCAUGUACCAAUACCUGGUCUCCAACUUUGGCAACCUCAACUACGCGGCGAGGAGCAACCGCGCAUUUGCUGCCGACCCGGUGCUCACCGGUAUCAUCGCCUUUUCCACGCAGAUGUUCUUCGCGUGGCGUGUGUACAAGCUGAUGCACUCCAAGGUUAUGCCUGCGCUGAUCGCGACGGGUGCGCUGGUAUCGUUGCUCAGCGCCAUUGGUACGACGGUGGGUGUCGAGAUUGUACUCUUCUUCCAAGAGUUCCAAAAGUUCCAGGUAGUGGUCAUCUUGUGGCUCGGCUUUGCUGCGCUCACCGACGUGCUCAUCACGGGCUCGCUCGUGUUCACGCUCAACAAGUCGCGAACCGGUUUCGCCGCAACGGACGACGUGAUCACCAAGUUGAUCAAGUCGACACUCCAGACGGGUGCGCUCACCACCGCUUUCGCCGUGAUUGACCUGAUCCUCUUCGUGGCUUCAACUACGACGCUGCACUUGGUGUUCAACCUGCCGCUGGCCAAGCUGUACGUCAACUCGCUGCUCUCUACUCUCAACGCGCGCGUCAUCAUCGGUCAAGGCACUCAGCACUUUACCAUGGAGGGCUCCAACAGCGACAAUGCUCGUCGUGGCAUCUCGACACGAACCAAGCGCUCCAACGUGUUCCGUCCUGGUCAGAACAAGCAGCCCACCAUCAUCCACACGCAGGCGUCUCACCAGGACGACGACGUGGAGAACGGUCUGAGCGCUUACCCUAGCCAGGACCACUUUGAGACGGGCAUCCACAUCAAGACGAUCGAGGAGACGUUCGAGGAGCGACACCAGGGCGACGAUCUUCGAAACUACCCCAGCUCGCACAACGACUCGUUGCCUGCGCUCGAAAAGAGCCGUGCGGACAGCGACUCGCUCUGA
This is a messenger RNA of Pseudozyma hubeiensis SY62, 1056 nucleotides long. RefSeq lists its product as hypothetical. The coding region runs from base 1 to 1056 and encodes 351 amino acids. NCBI's taxonomy places the organism in Eukaryota, Fungi, Basidiomycota, Ustilaginomycetes, Ustilaginales, Ustilaginaceae. The record is from RefSeq and is a predicted model, not a curated record. The transcript has a single exon.